Messenger RNA from Thyridium curvatum, 1182 nucleotides. RefSeq lists its product as uncharacterized. Lineage: Eukaryota; Fungi; Ascomycota; Sordariomycetes; Thyridiales; Thyridiaceae. Gene Ontology annotation, cellular component: cytosol; peroxisomal membrane. The record is from RefSeq and is a predicted model, not a curated record. The transcript has 2 exons. Gene Ontology annotation, biological process: protein import into peroxisome matrix, docking. Bases 1 to 1182 code for a protein of 393 amino acids.
AUGUCGGACAACCUCUGCGGCCCCUCCAAUGCUCUCAAGAGCUUCGGAGAGCACGUCGAUCGCGAUCGCUCCCUCCAGCAGGAUCGCCUGACCGGAGCGCCUCAGGGAGGCUCGUCGAUCUUCCGCGGUGCCCGACACUCGAACAACGAUGAAGCCUUCCAGGCAUUCUUGCAGAGCCCGCUUCCCCCAGCUGCCGGACACGGGAUCAGCGCGGCUCACCAGCCGGAGCUCGCUCCUCACCAUCUUCCGUACGUCCGGACCUUGCCCCGCGUCAACCCCAGAGCGCGCCCCGGCGUCGAUACACCUAUGCCCAGCCUGAACCGCCCUGAGGAUCACGAGCUCGGCCCAGCCGGCUUCAACACCUGGGCUUCUGAAUUUGCUGCUGGAGGCACACAGAACAAUGGCGUUGGCGCAGCUCCUGGCCAGAUGAUGAACAAUAUGGGCCCGGCCCAAGCUGCCUCUCGACCGGGCAUGCUUGCCUACGGAGGUGGUCCCAUGUACGCGCAGAUGGGACCGGCGGCCGCAUACCCAGCUCAGUUCCACCAGCCUACCUACCAGCCCUUCAUGAACGCUCAGCCGGGUCCCGCUGCUGCUGGUUUGGCGCCUGCCCCCCCGCAGACCACAGUUGCCUCACUGCCUCCCGGCCUGACCGAGGAGGCGCUUGCCGCGCAGUUCGCUCAGCUGAGCACUGAAUACGCUGAUUUCGAGAACGAGAUGGACGCUUACAUGGUCGAGAACGGCCCUACCGCGGACGAGCGUGCACUUGCUCGAGCGGAGACAGAGGACACGCAGGCCGUGAUGGAGCGCCUAGCUGACCAACUCGAUCAGGAGCGUGCCGAGGGACACCCCCUGCUCGCCCCUGGUGCCCUUGGCGCUACCAAGGAAGAGCGGGAUGCAAUCCUGGAGGAGCGUCGUGUCAAGGAUGAGCUCUCUCAGACAGCGCGCGAGAUCCUCGACUCGGUUGCUGACAACAACAGCGAGAAGUUUGCCAACUCGAGCUUCCUCGCCCUCAUGCGCCGCAUCACCGCCCAGGAGGUGGUCCUGAUGGGUGAUGACUUGAUCGAUCUCGAGACUGGCCGAUCCGUUCUUGACGUCGAGAGCGCCACUCCCGAGACCGAUGCCAAGGGCAAAGGCAAGGCUGUCGAGAAUGGUGAUUCCACCCAGACACCUAGCACCCAGUGA